AAUUUACAGAACUGAGCCCUCUCCUUAUUAAUUAAGUGUUUUUCUUUAAAAUUAUAUAGUAAAACAUCAAAAAAAAAAUGUUGAAUAUAUUAUUAUCUAUUAUUUUUUAUUAGUUGUCAUUAAAUAGUGAAGCCACGUUGAAGCCUUGACAAAAACAUAAUAGUAAGGUGACGUUCUUAGUAUAGCAGGUUAAGAUCAGAGCUGAUUGCCGAACUAAAAGUUACUAGACAAAGUUUGAUAUUAAAGGCAUGGCGUUUGGCAUUGUCGACUACAUUGUUUUCGCUGUCAUGCUGACAAUAUCAGCGUCGAUCGGCGUAUACUACAGAUUUACAGGCGGAAAGCAAAAAACCACUCAGGAGUAUAUGUUGGGAAACCAAAACCAGAGUAUGAUUCCGGUGGCCUUUUCAUUGAUGGCCAGUUUCAUGUCUGCUAUUGCCAUGUUUGGAGCCAGUGCGGAAAUCUAUAUGAGAGGAACACAAUUUACCACCUACUACCUGGGAUACAUGCUUGCGGCACCCGUAAUCGCAUACAUAUAUCUACCAGUGUUCUUUAGACUGGGAAAUCUUUCGGUCUAUGAGUACUUGGAACUACGGUUCGGACGCCUGAUACGAAUCACCACGUCAUUGGCUUACAGCGUUCAAAUGAUACUUUACAUGGCUAUAGUCCUUUACGCUCCAGCUAUAGCCUUAGAAGCCGUUACCGGGAUGUCACGAACUUCGUCCAUUACCGUAGUUGGUCUAGUGUGUGUGUUCUAUUCGACGAUUGGUGGCAUCAAAGCAGUCAUCAUUACCGAUUUGUUCCAAUCUAUUUUAAUGUUUGGCUCAGUAUACGCGGUAAUCGGAGUUGCAAUUUACGAAACCGGUAGUGUAUCAGAAAUUUGGAGAAUAGGCAAUAAAUUUAACCGCAUUCAGUUUUCAAACUUCAAUAUAGAUCCAACGGAAAGACACAGCUGGUUUAGUUCGGUUUUUGGUGGAUUUUUCACGUGUAUAUCUUUGUUUGCCAUAAACCAAACCCAAGUGCAACGGUACCUGACAAUGAAAGACUACCAGACAGCCGUUAAAUCCAUAUGGUACAGCAUCCCGUUAAUGAUAUUUUUGGCUCUAUCGGCCAGUUUCUCCGGUUUGGCAAUAUACUCAAAGUAUCACAGCUGUGAUCCACUCAGAACUGGUCGUAUUGCCAGCGAAGAACAAUUGAUGCCUUUGUAUGUCCUGGAAACAAUGGGGAAUAUUUCAGGGUUAACUGGUUUAUUCGUUGCUGGUAUAUUCUCUUCAGCCUUAAGUUCAGUGUCGCCCAUCUUGAAUUCAUUAGCCGCUGUAACAAUGGAAGAUUACGUCAAGCCAUUUAGAAAACAUGAAAUACCCGACAAAAAGAAAGUUUAUUAUAUGAAGCUGUUAGUUCUUGCUUAUGGCGGUGUCUGCAUUAUAUUGGCUUUCUUAGCUCAGUACAUUGGUUCUAUCCUUCAAACAUCUUUAACCAUAUUUGGCGUGAUUGGAGGCCCUGUUUUAGCUGUGUUUACACUUGGAGUACUAAUACCAAAAGCUAAUCAAAAAGGCGCAUUUACUGGUCUUAUAUUGGGAUUGAUAUUUUCUUUUAUUCUUGGAUUCGGUGGCCCCAAACCACAUCCAAAAAAUUUACCCACAUAUACGAACUCGUGUACCGUGCUGGACGAAACGGCUUUUAAUCUACAUACUAUAACUACUGCGUUACACGAAGAGCCAAAAAUUGAUUAUUUAUAUUUGUUUCGAAUCAGUUAUAUGUAUUACAUUGUGUUGGGAUUCGCUGUAACAUUUAUAUUUGGUCUGGUCGUGAGUGCAGCUUUUGGUGGGUCGCACUACACAAAUCCCGACUUAUUUACUCCGUUUGUAGCCGAACGUAUAAAAAAACAAGGACUAUUAAAUAAACAAGCAUUUAUGGACAUGGAAUUAAGAAAGUCACAGAACAAUUAAAGUCAAUAAUUACACGAAGGCCAGACGUACAUAUGAUACAUAAUAUAGCGCACUUAUAGCAGAUAGUUAAUUCAAUAAGUGUUGAGGGUAUUUUAGCAAUUACAAUAUAUUUAGAACGUGUUUAAUACAUGUAAACUGUACUCAUUAACAAUAUAAAGAAUAUUUCUUAUUGUGUUAUAUUUGGUCUAAAUCUAAAAAAAAAGUAGCUAUAACCUAAUUGUUUAGAAAAACAUAAAAUAUUAAUGUUGUAGGAAUUUGUAUUGUUUUUUUUUAAUUGUAAUAUCUAAAUA
Messenger RNA from Adelges cooleyi (spruce gall adelgid), 2236 nucleotides. Its product is annotated as putative sodium-dependent multivitamin transporter. Gene Ontology annotation, molecular function: symporter activity. The coding region runs from base 249 to 1946 and encodes 565 amino acids. The record is from RefSeq and is a predicted model, not a curated record. Gene Ontology annotation, cellular component: membrane. Gene Ontology annotation, biological process: transmembrane transport; sodium ion transport. The transcript has 12 exons. Lineage: Eukaryota; Metazoa; Arthropoda; Insecta; Hemiptera; Adelgidae.